Messenger RNA from Varanus komodoensis (Komodo dragon), 2460 nucleotides. RefSeq names its product immunoglobulin superfamily DCC subclass member 3-like. Gene Ontology annotation, molecular function: protein binding. Bases 1 to 2460 code for a protein of 819 amino acids. Gene Ontology annotation, biological process: axon guidance; cell-cell adhesion. NCBI's taxonomy places the organism in Eukaryota, Metazoa, Chordata, Lepidosauria, Squamata, Varanidae. The record is from RefSeq and is a predicted model, not a curated record. The transcript is spliced from 15 exons. Gene Ontology annotation, cellular component: axon; plasma membrane.
AUGCUGGAGCGGUUGGGCCUGGGGAAGCGUCCCGGGGCUGCAGGGGACCCUGGCCCAGAGGCCGUCCUCCGCAGGCCUCGUCCCUCGCCAGCGUGGUCGGCAGCCGCUUGUGUCCCUCGUCCUCCCGCUCCCGGCAUCUGCCUCUCGGAGAAGAGGGGGAGCACAGACAGCAGCCUUCUCUUCCUCCGCCCUCCGUCCCCCUGGUCUGGGCAGUGUGAAGGAGAGGCUCGGCUCGGCUCGGCUCUGCUGCAGAGCGCUGCCGGCGCUUUGGCUCGCACGGGGCUCUGCCGGCUGCUCGCACAGAGCCGGGCUGCUCCUGCCGUGUGCGAGCAGCGUCUGGUCUGCAAUUCCCGUCAGCCCAACACCGCAGCCGGUGCUGAGGAUGAGGUUCACAAUGACGAGGACGAAAAUUUCACUGUCAAGACCAUCAGGAAGGGCACUGGGGCCAUCCUCUUGUUGGCCUGUUCUUCCUCUGCACUGGGCAAUGUCGAAUCGCGAAAACUUGCACUCUCCGUCUGCGUGCUGCUGAAGUCAGGCCUGGCCCGCCCAUCAGAGCUGGCGUUCGUCCUGGAGCCCAGCGACGUGAUCGCCGUCCGUGACCGCCCGCUGCUUCUGCACUGCCAGGUGGAGGGCGAGGCGCCGCUCACCAUCACCUGGUACCGGAACGGAGCCCCCCUCUCCAACGACAGCCACGCGGCCGUCUUGGCCAACGGCUCCCUGCGCCUGGACAGCGUCCACCGGAGGCCGCGAGGGGGAGGCUCCGCCGACGCAGCUGCCAACGCCAGCGACUCGAGCGCCGGGGAGUACAGCUGCGCUGCCCAGAACCGCUAUGGCCUCCUGGUCAGCCGCAGGGCCCGAGUGCAGAUAGCCACGUUGUCCAAAUUCCACAUGCACCCAGAGUCUAUGGCGGUCGAAGAAGGAGGUGUCGCCCGUUUCCAGUGCUUCAUCCAGGGAGUCCCUGAAGCCUCCAUAACGUGGGAGCGGAACCGCACGGCCCUGCAGACCGACGACUACCGGUUCACCCUGCUGCCCACCGGCAUCCUGCAGAUCACGGGCGUGAGGCACUCGGACGUGGGCACCUACCGGUGUGUGGCGAGCAACAUUGCCAACACGCGCUACAGCCAGGAGGCCGCGCUGAGCAUCAGCGGUGAGCUCUCGGCCCCCAAGCUCUACAACGAGCCGGUGAUUCUGUCCGGCCCCCAGAAUCUGACCAUCACAGUGCAUCAGACGGCCAUCUUGGAGUGCAUCGCCACAGGCAACCCCCAGCCGAUCGUGUCCUGGAGCCGCCUGGACGGACGUUCCAUCGGCGUCGAAGGAAUCCAGGUCUUGGGCACUGGCAACCUCAUGAUCUCGGACGUGUCGGUGAAGCACGCCGGCGUUUACGUCUGUGCCGCCAAUCGGCCCGGCACGCGCGUGCGCCGCACGGCACAAGGCAUCCUGAUGGUGCAAGCCCCACCGGAGUUCGUGCAAUGGCCACAGUCCAUUUCCAAAUCGCUGGGCAGCAGUGCCAUUUUCACCUGCGUGGCACAAGGUGUUCCGGAGCCCCACCUGAUCUGGCUGAAGAACGGCAAAGUCCUGGCCCCCGGCGAAAAUGUCAAGCUCACACGCAACAACAGCACCCUCAUGAUCCAAAGGAUCACUCCGGGGGACGAGGCCAUCUACCAGUGCAUCGCCCAGAACAGCGCGGGCACCAACCAGGCCAGCGCCCGGCUGGCCGUGGCCCUGUCCAAGGAGCUGCCCAGCUCCCCCGAGGGAGUCCAGGCCACCACGCUCUCCACCACCUCCAUCCAGGUGUCCUGGCUGGAGCCCCCCAUGGAGGUGACGGAGGCCAUCAUCGGCUACGUGCUGCACAUCCGCAAGGCGGGAGAAUCCGACAGCCGGGAGCUCCAAGAGGCGGUCAGCAAAACGACCUUCCAGCACGUCUUCACCAACCUGGAGCCGUCCACGACCUACUCCAUCUACCUGAAGGCGUAUUCGCCGCUGGGAGCCAGCCAGGAUUCAAGGCCCAUCCUGGCCACCACGCUGGGCAGCAUCCCGGCAGCACCGGGCUUCUUCACCAAGAUCCUGAAUGCCAGCGCCAUCCACGUCUUCUGGGAGCUCCCGGCCCGGCCGGGCCAGAUCGAGGGCUUCAAGCUGUACCUGCGCAAGCUGCCCGGCACCCACUACGAAGGACCCCAGCUGCUGCCUGGCACGGCCAACUCCUUCACGUUCGGCGACUUGGAGCCCUCCGCUACUUACGAGAUCAAACUCCAGGCCUUCAACGGGAACGGCGACGGCAACAGCAGCGUGAGAUUUGUCUCGCUCAAGGAGAACUCUGAGCGGCUGGACGCCAACUCGGUUUGCCAGUGCAGCCAGGACGGAGAAACCUCCCUCGCCGGCAUCGUGGUUGGGGUCCACAUCGGCAUGGCCUGCAUCAUAUUCUGUGUCCUCUUCCUUAUGUUCGGCUACCGCAAGAGGUGA